Molecule: messenger RNA, 498 nt
Organism: Arachis ipaensis
Lineage: Eukaryota; Viridiplantae; Streptophyta; Magnoliopsida; Fabales; Fabaceae
Source: RefSeq, a predicted model, not a curated record
AUGGACUACACAGUGCCAUUGUCAAAAAAUUCUGGAACUCCAUUAAGCUCAACUUCGGAAUACAGGAAGUUAGUUGGAAAAUUGUUGUACUUGACCAACACCAGACCGGAGAUUGGAUAUGCAGUUGGAAAACUCAGUCAAUUCUUGGAUUGUCCCACAGAUAAACACUUUGAAGCUGCCAUUAGAGUAUUAAGGUAUCUCAAGGGAGCACCAGCACUUGGGUUGAUGUUUUCAGCUCAUUCAGACUUAGAGCCAGCGGGAUACUCAGACAGUGAUUGGGGGACAUGUUCGGAUAGUAAAAGAUCAAUAUCUGGGUAUUGUUUUUUUUUGGGAACUUCAAUUGUAUCUUGGAAGAGUAAGAAACAAAAUACAGUUGCAAGUUCAUCAUGCGAAGCAAAGUACAGGAUAUUAGCAAUGGCAACUAGGGAAGCUCAGUGGCUGACCUACAUCUUGCAAGACUUGAAAGUGAAGUUGGAGAAGCCAAUAGCCAUAUAUUAG